GUCACCGGUUGGCCGUGACGUCAUCCCGCUGGGCUGUUUACGUUCCUCGUUAUGAAUAAAGUUUGUCCCCGUGCUCCUGUGAAUCAUGAUAGCGAGUGUGAUGUUGUACGGGCUCUAUCCGCUCUCGAGGUUCAUCGGUAGACUCGCAGGAUUGUGGCGCAAGGCACCGUGUGUGUAUGUUAAUGGGAAAGAGGUGUGGGAUGGUGGCGGCGCUGUUUCUGGACCGCAGCAGACGGGCCUGUCCCUGCAGUGGCUCAGCGCUGGAGACACCGACACCGGUCCCGAUCCAGACCACACGGACACGGAGAGUCCUCAGGGAGCGCUGGAGGUCUUAAACUCCGAUUUGAAAACCCUGCAGAUCUCCUGCAUGGACACGUGUGUGAACGAGGGAAGCGCAGACGAUGGGAAAGCGGCUUUGGGGCUGGAGGAAGAAACUGAUGACCGUGACCCCGUGAUGAACGAGUCUGUGUUUACCAGAACUGAGUGUGAGCGUCGGUCUGACAUGGACCAACACGGCUGUGAUGAGCGUAUGAUGGACUCCCCCGUGUCUGACAUGUUCCUGGGCUCUGGCUCUGGACGCGAGGCUCUUGUCCACGCCGGCAGCGGCAGCGCAGUGUUUGACCUGGCGGCUCUGCUGGCAGACUCUCAGACGGCAGCGGAUCCCCUCGGCUGGCACUUCCCCUCCGGCCUCGGCCUGUCUCAGACGUGUUAUUGCCCAUACGUGCAGUUCCCUGCCGGCAGCUACUAUCCUGCCUUUCAACACAGUGACAGUAUCGAAGUGACGUGGCGAGUGUGGGAGGAGUUCAGCGAAUCUGCCUGUGUGGACGCGGCUGAUGCCUUUGACUUCAGCGUCAUGUCCUACAAUAUCCUGGCCCAGGAUCUGCUGGAAGCGAACCCCGAUCUGUACACACACUGCCCGGAGGAAGUGUUGGCGUGGGACGUCCGGCUCCGGGCCAUCCUGAAGGAGCUGCAGACCUGGCAACCUGACAUUAUUUGUCUUCAAGAAGUUCAAGAAGACCACUUUCAUCAGCAGAUGUGUCCUGUCCUGACUGAGAUGGGUUACUCCUGCAUCUACAAACGACGCACCGGACCCAAGACGGACGGCUGUGCGGUGUGCUAUCGCAGCGAGCGCUUCACCCAGCUCUCCGUGCGGCUGCUGGAGUUUCGGCGGCCCGACUGCGAGCUGCUGGAUCGGGACAACGUGGCCAUCGUGCUCCUCCUCCAGCCGCGGUCAGCGCUCAGCCCCGUGUGUGUGGCCAACACACACCUGCUGUUCAACCCCCGCAGAGGAGACGUGAAGCUGGCGCAGCUGGCCAUCGUGCUCGCGGAGAUCGACGUCAUGGUCCAGAACUGCAGGAGUGCGGGAAGGCGCUGUGAGGUGGUCUUCUGUGGGGACUUGAACGCUUUACCCAGCAGCCCUCUGUGGAGGUUCAUCAGCAGCGGACAGCUCUACUACUACGGGUUACCCGCCUGGAUGGUUUCAGGACAGACGGAUUUGUCACAUAGAGUCCAUCACGCAAGGCUUUUCGCCCCCUUGUGGCCCAGCAGCCUCGGAGUCACUGACCGCUGUCAGUACAAGUCUGAAUCGCAGACCGCAGCUUCAGGUAUUUUCCCAGUGGAUAAUCGGCGGUACAGCCACGAGUCGAUGCUAAAGCUGCGUUACUGUCCGGCGGCGUGUGUGCGGCCCGCGGACCUGGAGCUCAUACCAGGGGUCACCGACAAAACACCAGACCCAGAAGACAUGGACAUGUUCAGUAGAAGGUUCGGGCACACGUUACAUCACUCGCUGAGCCUGACGUCGGCUUACAGUGAGGUGCGUCCCGACACACACACGCCUGCGGUCUCCACACUAAACUCAGACGGGGCGGCCAUGGUGGACUACAUCUUCUACUCCACCCGGAGGAGCGGGUCUGCUGGAGAGGAAGAGAGCGCUGGCGGUUUGCAGAUGUUGGGUCGUCUGUCUCUGCUGUCGGAGGCUGAUCUCUGGUCUAUGAAGGGUCUUCCCAACCACACCUUCCCGUCCGAUCACCUCAGUCUGCUGGUGAAGCUCCGGCUGUCCCACUCUGACAGUCAUCGAGUGUAAGGACUGUUUGUCUUUAUCGCUCUAAUUGGAUUGUAAAUGGAAGAAAUGUAUUUUUGGUCAGAUGGAUAUCUUGUUUUCUAUUCAGUAACAGAACGUGUGAAUAUUCUCCAGCAUGGCAUUUGAUGAUGCACCGUUUACGGUUCCAGUUGUUGAAAUCAAAAUGCACUUGCAUUUAUGACACACUUUUUGUAUUUCUUUUGUUUUGGUUUUGAAUAUCUAUUUUGAACAGACCUAAAUAAAUAACUGCAAGUGCU
Molecule: messenger RNA, 2337 nt
Organism: Pimephales promelas (fathead minnow)
Lineage: Eukaryota; Metazoa; Chordata; Actinopteri; Cypriniformes; Leuciscidae
Gene: angel1
Product: angel homolog 1 (Drosophila)
Molecular function (GO): 3'-5'-RNA exonuclease activity
Source: RefSeq, a predicted model, not a curated record